CUGAAGUGGUGUGCCUGGAUCGCUGUUUACUGCUCCUUCAUCAGCUUCGCCAACUCCCGCAGCUCUGAGGACACCAAGCAGAUGAUGAGCAGCUUCAUGCUCUCCAUCUCAGCCGUGGUGAUGUCCUACCUGCAGAACCCCCAGCCCAUGUCCCCCCCCUGGUGA
Molecule: messenger RNA, 165 nt
Organism: Cariama cristata (Red-legged seriema)
Lineage: Eukaryota; Metazoa; Chordata; Aves; Cariamiformes; Cariamidae
Gene: WDR83OS
Product: WD repeat domain 83 opposite strand
Exons: 2
Biological process (GO): protein insertion into ER membrane
Cellular component (GO): endoplasmic reticulum membrane
Molecular function (GO): protein folding chaperone
Source: RefSeq, a predicted model, not a curated record